Scatophagus argus is the source of this 2181-nucleotide messenger RNA. RefSeq names its product actin-like 6A (gene actl6a). Gene Ontology annotation, cellular component: NuA4 histone acetyltransferase complex; SWI/SNF complex. NCBI's taxonomy places the organism in Eukaryota, Metazoa, Chordata, Actinopteri, Scatophagidae. The transcript is spliced from 14 exons. Gene Ontology annotation, molecular function: chromatin binding. Gene Ontology annotation, biological process: regulation of transcription by RNA polymerase II; nervous system development. The record is from RefSeq and is a predicted model, not a curated record. The coding region runs from base 145 to 1434 and encodes 429 amino acids.
CAGUUGGCUCUGCGCAGUGUGGCGCCUGCUUUGUUAGAUUGAUCCAUGCUAACGAAAUUCCUUUGUUGUGAUUAACCGUUUAGCGGUUGUGAUUCUGCAAUAGUAACUUAUAUCAAGAAAGUUGGUGUUGAGAUUAUUUAGACGAUGAGUGGCGGAGUGUAUGGAGGCGAUGAGGUGGGAGCUUUGGUGUUUGACAUUGGCUCAUACUCUGUAAGAGCUGGCUAUGCAGGAGAAGACUGCCCCAAGGCGGACUUCCCCACGGUGAUCGGUGUGACCCUUGACCGAGAGGAUGGCAGUACGCCUAUGGAGACAGACGGUGACAAGAGCAAGCAGAGUGGCACUACCUACUAUAUUGAUACCAACCAACUGAGGGUACCCAGAGAGAACAUGGAGGUCAUGUCCCCACUCAAGAAUGGCAUGAUUGAGGAUUGGGACAGUUUCCAGGCCAUUUUGGAUCACACCUACAAGAUGCACUUCAAGUCUGAACCCAGCCUGCACCCAGUGCUCAUGUCAGAGGCAUCGUGGAACACACGAGCGAAACGAGAGAAACUAACAGAGCUGAUGUUUGAACAUUACAACAUUCCUGCCUUCUUUCUCUGCAAAUCUGCCGUGCUUUCUGCCUUUGCAAAUGGGAGGUCUACAGGCUUGGUUCUGGACAGUGGAGCCACACACACCACAGCGAUUCCAGUGCAUGAUGGCUACGUCCUGCAGCAAGGCAUUGUCAAAUCACCCCUGGCUGGAGACUUCAUGAGCAUGCAGUGUAGGGAGCUUUUUCAAGAAUUAAAUUGUGAAAUAAUCCCCCCUUACAUGAUUGCAUCAAAGGAUGCUGUGCGGGAGGGAUCUCCAGCCAGCUGGAAGAAAAAGGAGAAACUACCUCAAGUGACUCGCUCAUGGCACAACUACAUGUGUAAUUGUGUGAUCCAGGACUUCCAGGCAUCUGUGCUGCAGGUGUCAGACUCGCCAUAUGAUGAACAGGUUGCUGCGCAGAUGCCCACUGUACACUAUGAGCUGCCCAACGGCUACAACUGUGACUUUGGGGCCGAGAGGCUGAAGAUCCCAGAGGGGCUGUUUGACCCCUCGAAUGCCAAGGGCCUGUCUGGAAACACCAUGUUGGGAGUUGGCCAUGUGGUGACAACUAGCGUGGGAAUGUGUGACAUCGACAUCCGGCCGGGUCUGUAUGGCAGUGUGGUGGUGACUGGAGGAAACACACUCAUUCAGGGCUUCACAGACCGACUGAACAGAGAACUCUCCCAGAAAACCCCUCCAAGCAUGAGGCUGAAGCUGAUAGCCAACAACACGACCGUAGAGCGUCGGUUCAGUGCCUGGAUAGGAGGCUCCAUCCUGGCUUCACUUGGAACCUUCCAGCAGAUGUGGAUCUCCAAACAGGAGUACGAAGAGGGUGGAAAGCAGUGUGUGGACAGGAAGUGCCCUUGAUUUCAACACCCAGCCACCGCUACCCUCCUUGUCACUGUCACAGACAGAAGCUCAACAUCACGAGUCGUUCACCUCUGACCCUGGACUCAGGAACACUUACAGAUGAUUGCUCUUUUGUAUGAUUUGUUUUAAAAAAUUAGUUUGUCCAUGUGCCACCUGUCUAUGAUUUUUUUUUAGUGAAAAUCACACAAACAUCUACAAAGGAAACCGCAUCAUGAUGAAAUGAGGUUUAAUUUUCUUGUAUAUCAUAACCAUCAGUCUGCUGCCUUAUCGUUAGGAUUGUUGGCGUUUAGUUGAAAACCUACAUCUUUAAAAAAAAAAAAAAAGUUUUUCUGGGAUUGACAAAAGCGUGAGCUUGCUUCCUGUUGUCCAUGCCUUUUCUCCCACUUUGGACAGAGUCUGGCAUUGUCUCAAGGCAAUUAAAUAUCAGCAUGUUGGUCCUAAAGUUUGUGAUCAGACUUGGGGAAAAACACAAUGUAAAAACCAGUUUUUUCUGCAAGGUUUCUGUAGAAUACUGAAAAGGUCAAAUAUGGGUUAUGUGUAUUUGGAACCUGAACAAUUUGAGGUGAAUGUCUUUUGUCUAUAAGCCUUUCUCUCUUCUGUGUAGUAAGUAAACUCAUAGGCCAGUCAGUGGUUGCCUAUGCUCAUCGGUGUGAGUGUCCGCUCAAAUUAACCUGUAUUUAAUUUUCACUUUGCUUGUAAUUGGCUAUAUGCAGUCUUUUAAAAAUAAAGCCCUUUUUUGUUAAA